Molecule: messenger RNA, 1197 nt
Organism: Delphinapterus leucas (beluga whale)
Lineage: Eukaryota; Metazoa; Chordata; Mammalia; Artiodactyla; Monodontidae
Gene: KCNE3
Product: potassium voltage-gated channel subfamily E regulatory subunit 3
Biological process (GO): regulation of heart rate by cardiac conduction; negative regulation of delayed rectifier potassium channel activity; potassium ion export across plasma membrane
Cellular component (GO): voltage-gated potassium channel complex; membrane
Molecular function (GO): delayed rectifier potassium channel activity; potassium channel regulator activity; transmembrane transporter binding
Source: RefSeq, a predicted model, not a curated record
GCAGACGGUGCUGGCCGCGGGCUGCGAGCAGGCGGGCUGGCGGAGCGCCUUGGGGCGCAGUGCGGGGCACCCGCGAGCCCAGGGCGAGGUGUCCAACGAACAGACGGCGCCCCUGGGAGCCUUGCCGACCGGCAGGACUACAGAAUGGUACCCCUAAAUGGAGAGAGAUUACAGGGCUGAUCAGAGAGGAUGAGAAACAAGGAAGGCUUCUGAAGGAGCUCUGGGCCUUCCCAGCUCCCAAAGUCAAUAUUGAGACCCCAGAUGUGUCCAGGGACAUCCUGAAGACAUGUCAGGACAUCCUGAGGGGCUGAGGAGCCUUAGGGCACCCACAGGGAGAUUCCUGGAGCUGACUAGGAGCCAGUGAAUUUGCUGUUGUUUGGUGAGUCUUCCAGAUGGAGGUGGCCCUCCGUCUGCCUUGUCAGUUCAAACCCCCAUGCAAGGCUAUCGAAGAAAACUGGUGACAGUGACUGCCCUGGGAAAGAAACCUGGGCCAUUGGGAACAGAGAGACUGCAUUUUCAUUAGCAUCCUCCGAUUCUUCCCCCACCUGAAUCCCUGUUGCUAUGGAGACCACCAAUGGGACUGAGACCUGGUAUGAGAGCCUGCACACUGUGUUGAAGGCUCUAAAUGCUACUCUUCACAGCAACUUGCUGUGCCGGCCAGGGUCAGACAACCUGACUGAGGAGAGGCGGGCCAGCCUACCUGGCCGCGAUGACAACUCCUACAUGUACAUUCUCUUCGUCAUGUUCCUAUUUGCUGCCACUGUGGGCAGCCUCAUCCUUGGAUACACCCGCUCCCGCAAAGUGGAUAAGCGCAGUGACCCCUAUCAUGUAUACAUCAAGAACCGUGUGUCUAUGCUCUAAUGCUAAGAGGCCGGGGAUGGCAGAAGAUCAAGAUUCCUGAGGAUUAUCUUGUGGGGCCUCCAGAACUCAGCUAUGUGUUACAUCAGGCCUCAGUGUUCUAAUCUGUAAGAUCAACAAGAAACAGUACUAAGGGAGGUCAUCAUUGGGGAAGGAGGAGAGGAUCUAGCAGACCUAGGCCUUGUGGAUAAGGAUUUUUUCCAGCAAAGAUAGACGUUAUAGACGGUAGGAGCCCUUUGAACAAAUAUAUAAAAGUGGCAGGAAUUCCCUGGUGGUCCAGUGGUUAGGACUCUGUGCUCUCACUGCCAAGGGCCUGGGUUCAAUCCCUGGUCGGGGAAC